Molecule: messenger RNA, 1117 nt
Organism: Branchiostoma floridae (Florida lancelet)
Lineage: Eukaryota; Metazoa; Chordata; Leptocardii; Amphioxiformes; Branchiostomatidae
Product: LITAF domain-containing protein-like
Exons: 4
Coding region: 356-757 (133 amino acids)
Molecular function (GO): zinc ion binding
Source: RefSeq, a predicted model, not a curated record
CGGAAAUUUCCUACGCUAUAUCUAUAAAUUAAGACAAAUCUAGGCUUGAAUGCAAGACUGUCUGCCCUGGAAAGUCCAACGAUAUCUGUGAUGAUCCUCUACAAGAGACGCGUUUUUCUAAAUUGCCAAUGCGUGUAACAUGUGUAUUUUACAAAAAAUACAAAUAAUUGGAUUUCGUUGACCUCACGAUGUUGUUGUUUGUUCACGGUCCCGCGGAUGGCUUGUCACGGGUCCCUUAGUCAGAGGGUCACACUCAAAGUGACGUAGUAUUUUCAGCUUUGGGAGCCACAGACGGACAUUUUGGCCGUGACACAUCUUAUUUUAGUUUCUCGAAGCCACCUGUUUACCACAAACCAUGGCGGAUGCUCCACCUCCCUACUCGCCGUACCCAACGAAAGAAGGUCUUGCCGAUCCUUCACCGCCCGCCCAGGCGUAUACCUACCAACAACCCGCCACACAGACCAUUGUGAUGACCACUACUAGUCCUGCCGCCCAGCCCCUCAUCAAGAUCAACCCCGCCAGCUUCCCGGUGGAGCCGGUACAGCUACAGUGUCCACACUGCAACGCCACUGUCCGCACGGACACUCAGAUGGUCACCGGAGCAGUCACCUGGCUCGUCUGCUUCGUACUCAUCGUCAUGAUAAUCGGCCUUAUUGGAGUCUGCUUCGUGCCUUUCUGUGUGGACUCCACCAAGGACGUGCGGCAUACCUGCCCCAACUGCAAGAACCACCUGGGAACUUAUCAUAGAUUGGGUUAAACAAACAAACAAACAAACAACAUAUAAAUAGCACAUGCUACCUUGCAUGUAUCGGGCAUGUUGGUUGUGUGUAGAAUUAUAGAAGCACAGAAACUGUGUUUCUUGAAUAUUCAAUUUGUAAUUUAUUAUCAUAGUUUGAAAUAGGAACGUCACGGAAUGUAUCUCAUUGCUCAAAGCACAACAUUCAACAGCAAGCUACACUUUUUCUUUUUUUUGGCGAAUGAGUUAAAAGACAUUUGAGUGAUAUUGUGUGCAUAUGAAUGUUAGUGAAAUAAUGCACUGUAAAUACAAUUGAUAGGACAUAUGACGAACAAUCCUCUGUGAUGAAUAGGAAUAAAGACAGUUCAACGAUCUUUUGAA